CGGGGCGGCCGCGCUCCCACCGCCUCGAGCGGCGCUGUGUAGUGAAAGUGACCGACCACCGCGGUGCCGCAGUCAGCUGUUGGAGCUCCGUGACGUCACAGCGGGUCGGGGCGGCCGCCUGUCUCGUGGAGGGACGGCUGAGGUCGGACUGACGUUAUUACUGAGAGAGCGGGCAAUGAGGACCUGAGGGGAUUACGGACCGCCGCCGCCGCCUCCGCUGCCGGCCAACACGUGUAGAAUGCCGUCGGCUGACCCGUGACCCGCGAUGGAGAGCCCAGUUUAGGGCGUGGCGAUUGUUUGCGUUCAGUGAACCUGUGCAUGUGCACAAAGAACGUUAUAUAACUAAUUACAUUGCUCCGCUAAAGGCCAGACGCCUCACAAGUCUUCGUAACAGAACCGCGACUCUCUCGCUCAUCUAGGCGACACCUCAGUUUACCCUCUAAGCGCCUCGUCAAACGUCACACCUCUGUGAUCACGAACCUGGUAAUAGCGGUGUGCCCACAAGUGUGUGUGUGCUGUUCCGCCCACAUGCGGUGCACGUACCGAGAAUAGACGGUCAGCGAGCCAGCUGGUGUGUCGGACGGAUCGAUCCGACCACCUGCUGUAAACACGCAGCGCGCGGUGUCGGUCGGGCGGUGUGGUUAGGUCAAGGUCGCGUCAUGGCAGAAAACGUGCCUCUGCUGGUAGGGGAACGAGACAGGGCUGAUGUCUACAUCCGGAAAGGGUCACGUCUCCUGCGCCGUUCCGACUCCAGCGAUGAUGAUCUCGACAAAACGAAACACAAAUACCCGAAGCCGGUGUUCUUCAUCAUCGGCAAUGAGUUCUGCGAGAGGUUCUCCUUCUAUGGCAUGAAAGCCAUCCUGACCAUCUACCUGCGGAAUGAGCUCGGUUACUCGGACGACGCUGCCACCGUGGUCUACCACACCUUCAACAUGUUCUGCUACUUCACGCCGAUCCUGGGAGCCAUCCUCGCCGACACGCUGCUCGGAAAGUUCAAGACCAUCUUCUACAUCUCGAUCGUCUACUGUAUUGGCAACAUCCUGCUCUCGCUGGCCGCCACCCCACCGCUGUACUUCCCUCAAACUGAGAUCAGUAUCCUGGGUCUGGCGCUGAUCGCUCUCGGCACAGGAGGUAUCAAACCGUGCGUUUCGGCCUUCGGAGGAGAUCAGUUCGUGCUGCCCCAGCAGGAGCUGCAGCUUCAGCAGUUCUUCUCCAUCUUCUACUUCGCCAUCAACGCCGGCAGCCUCAUCUCCACGGUGCUGACCCCGAUCCUGCGGAACGACGUGCACUGCUUCGGUAGUGACAGCUGCUACCCGCUGGCGUUCGGCGUGCCGGCAGUGCUCAUGAUCGUCGCUCUCAUUCUGUUCUUGAUUGGCAAGCCUUGGUACAAGUGCACCCCGCCGCAAGGAAACGUCAUUCUGGAGGUCGGAGGUGUCAUUACGCAUGCCGUCAGUAAGAAGGUGACGUCAUCUGAUAAGCGCGACCACUGGCUGGACCAUGCCGACGACAAGUACAGCCAGAAGCUGAUUGCUGAUGUGAAGGCGGUGCUUAGCGUGCUCUUCCUCUACAUUCCGAUUCCGAUCUUCUGGGCGCUCUUCGACCAACAGGGCUCCCGCUGGACGCUGCAGGCCACCCAGAUGAACGGCGAGGUGGGCAGCUGGCUGGUGCUGCCCGACCAGAUCCAAGUGGUCAACCCGCUGCUCAUCCUGGCGCUCAUACCCUGCUUCCAGACAUUCAUCUACCCUGCGUUCUCCAAGUGUAACCUACUGAAGAAGCCCCUACAGAGGAUGGGAGUCGGCGGCAUGCUGGCCGUGCUCUCGUUCAUUCUUGCCGGACUCGUCGAACUCAAACUGGAGAGUCAGCAGCCCGUGCUGCCCGACCCCGGCAUGGCUCACCUCCGCAUCGUCAACUCGCUCCCGUGCAGCGCGACCGUAACGCCAUCUUGGCAGUCGGAGCCGCUGGUGCUGCCCUCUAUGGAGAUCCACCGCUUCAUCGUGUCCUCUGAGACGGAGAAACUGCGAGUGGACUUUUCUGUUGGCGACUGUGCGGGUACGACUCUGAACGUGAAACAAGGCAGCCAGGAACUGGUGGUCCGGAACAUGAAGUCCUCCACUUCGAUGCUGCUGAACUCUUUUGGAACGCUGCAAUUGCUUCAAACUGAACAUCUGGACGACCUCCACAAGGAUCUCGAGAAGGGAUAUCCCAAGCUCAAGGUGUUGUACAGCAUGCCUGGCGUGAGCAACGGCAGCACAAUCCGCAUGACGGGCAACCCCGAGAACACAGUCACUUUCAAAACGGGCGCCUCGAACUUCGGAGACACCGAGUAUCAAAUAGUCUACCCGGAAGAGUACAAGGUGUUCCUGCCGCGCGCCUCUGGUGAGAUCAGCGAUGACCCGGUGACCUCUGACCUCUACCCGCGUCUCGGCGGUUCCUACUCACUGCUGGUCGUGCGGGACGAGCAGGGACACGAGUUCCAGAAGAUGUUUACGCUGACGGAGCCCAACUCCGUGCAUAUGUUCUGGCUCAUCCCGCAGUACUUUGUCAUCACCGUGGGUGAGGUGAUGUUCUCUAUCACCGGACUCGAGUUCUCGUUCACUCAGGCUCCCGUACAGAUGAAGUCCGUCCUCCAGGCCGCCUGGCUACUUACCGUCUCAUUCGGAAACCUGCUCGACGUCGUCAUCGUCGAAAUGGAAGUAUCCGACAAACAGUCACACGAGUUCUUCUUCUUCGCCGCCCUCAUGUUCCUGGACAUGCUUCUCUUCUGUUUCCUGGCUUACCGCUACAAGUACGUCGAAGACAAGGUGGAAGAUGAGCUCAGACCAGAAAAACCCGAGCAGUUUGGCCUUGACAACACGGCUUACAAUGAAGACGAAUCUACUAAAAUGUAAAAGGGGAGGUCACAUCGCUCACAGUGCCAUUGUCAAAGCGUGCGGGCGGUCUGAAUCGUCCUGAAUCACGCGGUGCCAUGUCAAAACUGGACGAGUUCACUCAGGUGCCGAGACGGGGGAGGAACCAUAGAGCCUCUCAGAGUGACAAGACAGUUUAGUGUAUGCCUACUUUGUGCCUGCAUCCACUCUGAGGUAUAAAUCAGUGGAAAUCGGCGACACCUAUUGACACUUAUCGGCAGCUGGGUGAGAGAGCGGCGGGGGUCGAAGCCUGAUGAGUGAGGUCUGCCUCCUCAGAGACCUGCUGGAGUAUAGCAGCGGAGCUGAGCCCAGCCGGUGCUCCUGAAUCAGCGAUUACUGUGAUAUACGAUUACGUACGCGGACCAUUCCGCCAAAACUUCCUAAUUUGCGAUCAUUUUUAAUGCAGCAGGCGUUUUUGUCGUGUUUUAGAUAUACACUUAAGCACUUAUAUACGCCAGAAAACGCUAUUCUUCCAACGGAAUACAUGACCAAGUUGAUAUUAGAUGGUGCGAUACCAAUCGUCAGCUAACUCACUCUCUUUUAAUGCCCGUUUGAUUUAAAAGACAGGAUCACUGAUUUCAGAAAGACCGAAUUUGAAUGAGCGUAUUUGUGUACCUGUAUUGUGCAAUUGUUUCACCAGCUGGCAGCUAUCUGAUCCAACCAAUCAAAUGUGUUUCGUAUAUGUGAGGUGCUCGCGAGGGACACGUCUUUGUAGUAGACUGAAGUCUCGUCUCUAUAGUACCAUGACAGCGUGAAUGCAGUACAAGGAGGACGUGUGAAGGUGUUUUGUGCUCCGCUUCGACCAUUCCAAUAAUAAAUAUCUAUCGACAA
Amphibalanus amphitrite is the source of this 3737-nucleotide messenger RNA. RefSeq names its product solute carrier family 15 member 2-like. The record is from RefSeq and is a predicted model, not a curated record. The coding region runs from base 660 to 2888 and encodes 742 amino acids. Lineage: Eukaryota; Metazoa; Arthropoda; Thecostraca; Balanomorpha; Balanidae. Gene Ontology annotation, molecular function: dipeptide transmembrane transporter activity. The transcript has 17 exons. Gene Ontology annotation, biological process: transmembrane transport; oligopeptide transport. Gene Ontology annotation, cellular component: membrane.